AUGAAGGUCUUCGCCAUCGCCAUCGCCUCCCUGGCCACCCUCGCUGCCGCCACGCCCACCGGCGGUCAUGGUUGCAAGCCGGCCACCUACCGGUGCGAACCCCACGCCGCAGCGUGGGACGUCUGCAACACCAGCGGUGAAUGGGUGUUUGCUGGCAACUGCCCGCCCAAGAACGUCUGCAAGUUCAACCAGGCAAACGGCAGCCCCUACUGCGUCCCUCCCGACUUCACCAUCCCCUAA
This is a messenger RNA of Purpureocillium takamizusanense, 240 nucleotides long. RefSeq lists its product as uncharacterized. NCBI's taxonomy places the organism in Eukaryota, Fungi, Ascomycota, Sordariomycetes, Hypocreales, Ophiocordycipitaceae. The record is from RefSeq and is a predicted model, not a curated record. The transcript has 2 exons. Bases 1 to 240 code for a protein of 79 amino acids.